AUGGGAGCUUUGACAAGCAGACAGAAUGCUGGAGUGGAGGAGGUCGACAUCCCAUCCAAUUCUGUUUACAGAUACCCACCGAAAACCGGGAGCUACUUUGCCAGUCAUUUUAUCAUGGGAGGAGAAAAGUUUGAUUCUACCCAUCCCGAAGGCUACCUGUUUGGGGAGAAUACGGACCUCAACUUCUUAGGGAACAGGCCAGUGGUGUUUCCGUAUAAUGCCCCACCCCCUCACGAGCCAGUCAAGACCCUGCGGAGUCUUAUCAAUAUUCGUAAAGACACACUGCGAUUGGUCAGAUGCAGUGAAGAUCUGAAACUGCCUGGAGAAGAUGCUAGCAAAUGCCGCAGCUGCUUCAAUAUCGAGUUUACGUUUGAUGCCGACACACAGGUUGCCAUCACCAUAUACUACCAAGCCAUUGAAGAGUUUCACAAUGGUGUUCCCAUAUACCUGCCCCAGGACAGUUCACUGCAGUCUGAGACAGUGCAUUUUAAGCGUGGCGUCUGCCAGCAGUUCUGUCUGCCGUCUCAUUCUGUCAACCUGUCUGAGUGGGCAGAUGAUGAGCUACUCUUUGACAUGGACAAAGACGUCUAUCCAAUGGUUGUACAGGCUGUAGUAGAUGAGGGGGAUGAACAUUUGGUGCAUUCUCAUGUCCUCCUGGCCACCUUUGAGAAGCACAUGGACGGCAGCUACUGUGUGAAACCUCUCAAGCAAAAACAAGUGGUGGAUGGAGUCAGUUACCUGCUUCAGGAAAUAUACGGCAUUGAGAACAAAUACAACAGUCAGGAAUCCAAGGUGGCUGACGACCAGAUUAGCGACAACAGUGCCGAGUGUGUGGUGUGUCUGUCGGACGUGAGGGACACGCUCAUCCUGCCGUGCAGGCACCUGUGUCUGUGCAACGCCUGCGCAGACACACUGCGUUACCAGGCCAACUGCUGUCCUAUCUGCCGUCUUCCAUUCCGAGCUCUGCUACAGAUCCGAGCCAUGAGGAAAAAGCUGAGCCCUCUUUCUCCAUCCGGAUUCAACCCUGUCAUCACAUCGCAAACCUCUGACUCAGAGGAACACUCGUCAUCAGAGCACAUCCCACCAGGUUACGAGGCUGUGUCCCUUCUUGAGGCUCUGAAUGGACCCCUUAACCCAUCUCCAUCGGCCCCUCCUGUCCAGGGCCUGACAGGAGGCCACGUCUCUGGGAGUCUACCUACAUACGGCAGCGAGAGUCACCACACGCCCACUCACGCUCUCUCCCCGCUGGAGCACUCAGUCAACUCCAGCCAGGCGCUCAAACUCAAGAGGAGUGGCUCCAAGUCUCUCUCCCAGAAUUCCUCAGUUCUACCUGAGGAGGAAGAUGAGAAGUCAUGCAGCGAGUCUGAAGUGCAGGCGUGCCGGAGGAAACUGUCAGGGGACCAGCAGGAGUGUGGUGUGACUCCUGAGAGUGAUAACCUCACACUGUCAUCUUCUGGAGCCAUAGACCAGUCCUCCUGCACUGGGACCCCUCUGUCUUCCACCAUCACGUCCCCUGAAGACCCAGUGAGCAGUAGCUUGGCUCAGUCGGUCAUGUCCAUGGCGUCAUCCCACAGUCGGCACUCCCAGAUCAGCACAGACACCCUGUCCUCCAUGUCCGGAUCCUACAUGGCUCCUGCAGAUGGAGAGGAGAACCAGGAGACUCCCAUGGACAGCCGGGGACCCUCCCAGCAGGAGGGGGAGGAAAUCCCAAGCGAAUCGAAAGAUCAUAACUUUGUAGUGGCGAUCAUUGAAGAGCAAGAUUCAGAGGGAAAUGACGUCACAGAGGAAGACUGUCCGUCUCCCACUAAUGAGCAGGGUGUGCGCAGGAGGAGCGAAGUGUCUUGUCCAGAGUUGGACAAUAACAAUCAGGGCCAGUCGGCCAGCCACUGUCUGACAGGCCUGGACAAUGAGCAGGCUCCUGAUGGCCCGUAUGCUGGUCUGAACAGGUACAUUGAGUCGUAUCGGCAUGGUCGCGAGUCCCUGCCUCAGCACGCCUCAACCAGUAACAUUAACCUGGAGGAACAAGGGGUGACCAAUGAGAGGGCCAGUCCCAAAAACACUCCCCGUCGUGGACCCUUGGCUGUGUAA
Messenger RNA from Chanos chanos (milkfish), 2088 nucleotides. RefSeq names its product ring finger protein 157 (gene rnf157). Gene Ontology annotation, cellular component: cytoplasm. Gene Ontology annotation, biological process: protein ubiquitination. The coding region runs from base 1 to 2088 and encodes 695 amino acids. Gene Ontology annotation, molecular function: ubiquitin protein ligase activity. The transcript is spliced from 19 exons. Lineage: Eukaryota; Metazoa; Chordata; Actinopteri; Gonorynchiformes; Chanidae. The record is from RefSeq and is a predicted model, not a curated record.